AUGCAAUCACAAAAGCCUCUUCAGUUAACUUUGGCAAUAAUUAAACCACAUAUUGUUAAGUCUCCUUUUGUACUUCAGAAAAUUCGAGAUUUAAUAAUUGACAAUAAUUUGAAAAUUGUCAGGUCACGUAGGACAAUAAUUACACAAAAAGAAGCAGAAUUAUUUUAUGAGGAGCACAAAGAUAAAUUUUUUUAUAAUCGUCUUAUAACAUUUAUGUGCAGUGGUCCAUCAGAUAUUCAUAUUCUGGCAGAUCACAAUGCUAUUAUUAAAUGGAGAAAAUUAAUGGGUCCUACAAAAGUAUAUCAGGCACAAUAUACUGCCCCUAACACAAUUCGAGGAAUGUUUGGUUUAUCAGAUACAAGAAAUGCAACACAUGGUUCUGAUUCAAUACAAUCUGCAAUGAGAGAAAUAAAAAUAUUCUUUAAUGAUUUUGAUUUUAAAAAGUGGUAUGAGCAUGAAGAAAAAUACUAUAAUUUAGGUCAAGUUCAUUUUGAUCCAAUAGCUUUUUUACAUACUAUAAAUAAAGGUUUUAUAAACAUUAAUACAGAAAAAAUUACAGAGUAA
Eufriesea mexicana is the source of this 564-nucleotide messenger RNA. Its product is annotated as nucleoside diphosphate kinase 6. The record is from RefSeq and is a predicted model, not a curated record. Gene Ontology annotation, biological process: GTP biosynthetic process; UTP biosynthetic process; CTP biosynthetic process. Gene Ontology annotation, molecular function: nucleoside diphosphate kinase activity. The transcript is spliced from 3 exons. NCBI's taxonomy places the organism in Eukaryota, Metazoa, Arthropoda, Insecta, Hymenoptera, Apidae. Bases 1 to 564 code for a protein of 187 amino acids.